Messenger RNA from Neoarius graeffei (lesser salmon catfish), 3063 nucleotides. It is a transcript of the gene plb1, whose product is annotated as phospholipase B1. Gene Ontology annotation, molecular function: A2-type glycerophospholipase activity; phosphatidylcholine lysophospholipase A1 activity; retinyl-palmitate esterase activity. Gene Ontology annotation, biological process: phospholipid metabolic process. The transcript is spliced from 38 exons. Lineage: Eukaryota; Metazoa; Chordata; Actinopteri; Siluriformes; Ariidae. The record is from RefSeq and is a predicted model, not a curated record. Gene Ontology annotation, cellular component: brush border membrane. Bases 1 to 3063 code for a protein of 1020 amino acids.
AUGCUCUCCACGUGCCAUCUGCCGCUCAGAACCGUCUCCCACAAGCUGGACCCCAGAUACCUACGACCCUUCCUCAUCAGCAAGUUCUUUACUUCCACCAGUAACACCCCGACGCUCUUCCUAAAGCACCUGGAGGCGCUCGUUGAAGGGGGAGAGACUCUGUCCAGCUUUAAUCCAGGACUGAGAACACUGAUACCGGAACCGAGGGGUUUGAUGGAGGAAACCAAGGAUGUGGUUCAGUCACUCAACAAUAAUCAGUGGAAGCUGCUGCUCUUCUUUGUGCCGGUGGAUGAGCUCUGCGUCUGCCCGGGCCAGACUGGUUUAGCAGUUGAGGCGACAGUGCGGAGAGUGGAGGAUGUGCUGGAUAAACUCCAUGAGAAGUUGAAUCACACUCUGGUUCACGUUGUGGUUUGGGGCGGCCGAGUUGAUGGCAGAGUAUGUGAGUGUGAAGAGGGUGCUGCCGGUGCAGACACACAGAAAUAUCAUCGACUGGAAAGAGCCAUCAUUAUGGCUAAAAUUCAGGACAGUCUUGGUGCCCUCCUGCAACGGCGUCAUCAAUGGAGCGAUGGAGAAACCUUCACUGUGGUCCUGCAAUCCAGUCCAAUAUACUUCGAUUCCUCAAAUGAUUCAGAGGAAAAAGACUCGCAGAUGUUCACACAGCUGUGGAACAACCUGGAGAAGCCGUAUCUGUACACACAGCGUAACUCAGCUGUCCAGCCAGAGCAUGAACUCCGCAGUCUAGACAUACAGACUGAUCCUAGGAUGGCUACCGGUUUUCCAUGUAACGUUACAAGUCCGUCUCCCUCAGUGCCCACUUCAGUGCAUUUCCUCCGACCUGCAGACAUCAAGGUGGUGGCAGCGUUAGGAGACUCAUUCACGGCAGGAAAUGGAGUGGGUGUCAAUCAGAAUAACCUUCUUGGUGUCUUGACGGAGUAUCGUGGUCUGUCAUGGAGCAUCGGAGGCGAUGAGGAUCUCUCAACUGUGACCACCUUAGCAAACAUCCUGAGGAAGUUUAACCCUUCACUCACUGGCUUCUCCACCGGGACGGGCAGAGCCACCACAAAACAGGCAUUCCUCAACCAGGCUGUCUCUGGAGCCAAGAGCCAAGACUUGCCCUCGCAGACACGGGCCCUCAUCACAAGAAUGGCAAGUGACUCGCGCAUUGAUUUCCAAAAUGACUGGAAGGUCAUCACGCUGUUCAUUGGAGGAAAUGAUCUGUGUGAAUUCUGUAUAGACCCGGUCUUUUACUCUGCUGAUAAUUUUAUGAGAAACAUCCGUGAAGCUUUGGACAUGUUACAGCAAGAGGUUCCUCGUGUUUUAGUGAAUCUGAUGGAACUUUUAAACACCGUUCUAGUGCGCCAGCUGCAUCAGCGCUCCAGUCUCGGCUGUCCCACAUGGCUGUUCAAGUAUUUAUGUCCCUGUUUGAUGAACCCUGCAGAAGGAUCUUCAGAGCUGCAGGCUUUAAUAGAAAUGACCGAAGCGUAUCAGACUGCAUUGAGGAACCUGGUGGACUCUGGCCGCUAUAACACUGGCCCGGACUUCACCGUGAUCUUACAGCCGUUUUUCAGAAACCUGUCCUUUCCGGUGCUGCCGGAUGGAAUGCCCGACCACUCCUUCUUUUCUGCCGAUUGUUUCCAUCUCAGUAAGAAAUUUCACGCUGUCAUGGCCCAAGGUCUGUGGAACAACAUGCUGGAGCCUAUAAACAGUAAAACCACAUCUGUGGACUUCAACGAAGGCAUGGCUUUGAAGUGUCCUUCUGAGAGUGAACCUUAUUUUUCAACCAAUAGGGACAGUGGAUUGCAAUCUUUAGCCAUGGACAGAACUGCGAACUGGGGCAGUGACUUCUCAUGCAUGAACACGGCUCCCUCAGACACUGUACCUACCUCAGUUCACAGGUUGCAACCAGGAGACAUUAACAUCAUCGCUGCUCUCGGAGAUUCCAUAACUGCUGGUUUCGGUGCCAAAGCUGAAAACAUCCUGCAGCUGCCGAACGAGGAGAGGGGAGUGUCCUGGAGCAUUGGCGGUGAUGAGACUCUGGAAACCGUCACUACACUACCAAACAUUCUGAAAAAGUUCAACCCAAAUGUGUUCGGCUUCUCACAAGGACGUAGCAAGAGACCCAAUGGCUUCAAUAUGGCCGUGAGCGGAGCUAAAGCAAUUGAUAUCCCAGGCCAGGUCAGGGACUUGGUGGAGGCUCUAAAGAACAGCACAAGUGUGGAUUUUGAGCAGGACUGGAAGUUGGUGACCCUGUUUAUCGGCGGUAAUGAUCUGUGUCAGUACUGCAAGAACCCGGCCUCUCUUUCUCCUCAAAAGUACAUAGGACACAUCAGGGACGCUCUGGACAUCCUCUAUCAUGAGGUACCCAGAGUGCUGGUAAAUUUUGUAGAGAUCCUGCAGAUCGAGAGCCUGCGUAAGAUAAAGUCAAACACCACAGAAUGCACCAUCUUACAGCCGACCCUGUGUGCAUGCUUCCUGCGUCCUGAAGAGAACUCUGAGGAGCUGGAUGAGAUGAAGAGGAUUAAUCGGCAAAUACAGACGGAGACCGCGCAGCUGGUGUUUGGAGGACGAUAUGAGGGCAGAGAAGAUUUUGCUGUAGUUCUGCAGCCUUUCUUCCGAAGCACAGUGCUUCCAAUGGGAGAGGACCGGCAGCCAGACCUGAGCUUCUUCUCUGUGGACUGUUUCCACUUCACUGAGCGUGGACAUGCUGAGAUGGCCAUUGCACUGUGGAACAAUAUGUUGGAGCCAGUGGGCAGCAAACAGACAUACAACAACUUCACACACGACCGCAGCAAGAUACUCUGUCCCUCAGAGGAUCAUCCCUUCAUCUUUACCCAAGUAAACAGUUUUAGCUCUGAGCCCGUUGACCCAGUAGUGCCCACUCCACUUCCCAAAAGCCCCCAGGGCUCAGUGGCAUUGUGGGUCACUGUGCUGUUGACCAUCUCUGGAGCUCUAGUGGGCGGAGUCUUGGCCUGGUUCACGAUGUCCUGCUACGAGCGGAGGAAGAGGAGGAUCAGCGACAAACUCAGCUCUGUUAAGAUGCAGGGUUUCGAAAGCAAACUUUAA